UGAUGACAGUCUCUUUGUGUACAAUUGCGUCAAUGCGGAGAAGACGACCUCAGGAGAUAAAGGACAGGAUGGAAAACCGACAGAUAAAGGAAGUGAUGACAUCCUAGCUUUUGGCUUCUCCCCAUCAGGAGAUUAUUUUGCCUUGACAGAUGACAGCAAACGUCUGAUUCUGUUCCGUACGAAGCCUUCCUGGGAAUGUGUUAGCAUCAGGUCCGUGACCAGGAGAUGCACUUCCCUGGUUAUUUCGGCUGCAGAGGAUAAGAUUCUGAUUGCAGACAAGUCUGGUGAUGUCUAUUCUUACUCAAUAACAGAACCCCAGGCAGAUGGAAAACUUGAGCUGGGUCACUUGUCUCUGGUAUUGGAUGUGGCACUGAGUCCUAAUGACCGGUACAUUGUAACUGCAGACAGAGAUGAGAAGAUCAGAGUCAGCUUGGCAAAGGCUCCUUAUAGUAUUGUAUCCUACUGCCUGGGACACAGAGAGUUUGUAACCAAAAUACUGGUAAUACCCAACUAUCCCGAUCUGCUGUUGUCAGCUUCUGGGGACUCAACUCUGAGACUCUGGGAGUAUAAGAGCGGGGAGGAAGUGUACUGCUGUCAUCUAAGUAGCAUCUGUGGGCCUGAGACAACCAAAACUGACCAGAAAUACCCCGUGUCAAGAAUAACUUACUGCUGUCAAGGUGGUUAUGUUGCCAUUGUGUGUGACUGUGCCUCCACAGUCUACGUCUUUCAGCUUGAUGCCACUGCCCGCCAGGUGGUUUACAGACAGCAGAUUUCUUUGAAACACAAGGUUUGGGACAUUGCGUUUGAGGAAACGGGAGAUCUGUGGAUUUUUCAGGAAGACAGCGAAUCUCCUCUUCAGUUGUACAGACUGUGUGACGGACAGUGGAAG
Mesitornis unicolor (brown roatelo) is the source of this 889-nucleotide messenger RNA. RefSeq names its product WD repeat domain 4 (gene WDR4). NCBI's taxonomy places the organism in Eukaryota, Metazoa, Chordata, Aves, Mesitornithiformes, Mesitornithidae. Gene Ontology annotation, biological process: RNA (guanine-N7)-methylation. Gene Ontology annotation, cellular component: nucleus; cytosol; tRNA methyltransferase complex. The record is from RefSeq and is a predicted model, not a curated record. Gene Ontology annotation, molecular function: protein binding; tRNA (guanine(46)-N7)-methyltransferase activity. The annotation marks the transcript as partial. The transcript has 8 exons.